CCACCGACGACUUAUUACGACAUCGCUCACACCUUCAGCAAUUCCCUCUAUCUUACCGAAAACCUCAUUGCCCGAGGCCUUCCUGUAUUUUCUUAUCACUGCACCUUUACCUGACCGUACACAUGCUCCUACAGCCUGCCGCAAAUCCAGGUUCUCCGUUCGCAGUCUGAUCGUGUGCUCUCUGCCUCAUCCACCGUCAUGGACAACCAGCAGUUUCGACGCUUGCUGCUUGCCAACAGCCAGAAAAGCCAUGAUAGCCAAAAUCACAAACCUCCGCCGCCAGCAACGUCGACAUCUACGUUGGGCUCACGCAAGCAUUCCAACAUCCCUAUGACCCCACGUCAAGUGGGCCGAUCUUCAGUGAAUUCUGAUUUCGCUCGACAAUUGGCUGAACGUAAUGCCAGAGGUGCUCAUACGAAGAAAUGGAAGUCAUCGGCACCCAAGGGCGUCAAGCUGGCUGCUGGCUACAUCGACCGCACAAAGUUGCGUACAGAUGACGACACGGGAGAAUUGGCCCAGCGCGUCAAAGCACUAGAAGAAGCGAUGAAGCUUGGGCAGAUUGACCGCGACACUUUCGAUAAGCUCGUCCAAGAGAUAACAGAUGGUGAUAUUGAUUCCACACAUUACGUGAAGGGGCUGGACCGGAAACUGUUGGAUCGCAUUCGAAAAGGCGAAGACGUGCACGAUAGUGCAAAACGGAGCGCGGUGACUCAAGAAGACAAGUCUGACCUUGAAGACGAGUUCGAUGAGAUUGAGCAACGGGAGCUGGUUCCUUUGAGCAAGGAGGAGAUUGAGAAGAAAGGCGAGACCGCACCGCUAGCACCUGUCGCAGGAGCCAAAAGAAACAGGGAUGCAAUUUUAGCGGAACUCAAAGCGCAGAGAAAGGCAGCCAUGGAAGCAGAGGAAGCUGAGCGUGAGAAACAUUUUCCUUCUUUAGGACCUGGAUUUCGCAAGGUGGGAUUCAAUGGUGAGACAACAAGGAUCGAGGUAGACUCGAAGGGACGUGAGGUACUGAUCAUCACCGAUGCAAACGGUAAGGAGAAGCGAAAGGUCAGGAAAAAGAAAACAGAAGAAACCGUCCCAGAACCACGCUAUGACUUGGACGAACCUUCAAACCCAAUCAAAAUACCCGAGGCACCUGCAGAGACAGAAUCCGAAGAUGAAGAUAUCUUCGCUGGGGUAGGGUCGAGCUAUAAUCCGUUAGUGGACAUAGAAGACGGAGAUGAUUCUUCGUCUGAGGGUGCGACCUCCGAUCUUGAAGUCGCAGGUGAAGCAACAAAAGUGAAGCAUAAAGGUCAGGAAGCCGUGAAAAGUACUGGAAAUGAGGCGUCUCCGUCGACUUCUACAUCAAUGUUACCCGAACCUUUACCACGUCGCAAUUACUUCGGUAGCACUCCCGAAUCGACGACAUCAAGGCCCUCGGCCGGCGAUGCUACUGUCCUUGCAGCACUUAAAAAGGUUCGCACGAUGGACCCAUCUUCUACUCUUCUCCAAACCGAUGAAGAAGCACGCCUCCAGAAGCGAGCGAAAAUGCUUGCCGCUAACGAUCGUGAUAUGGAGGAUAUAGAUAUGGGAUUCGGUAGCAGCCGUUUUGAUGAUGCCGAGGAGAUGGAACGAGACGGCGAAGCUGUCAAGUUCUCGGAAUGGAAAGGUUUGGGAGCCGAGGAUGAGGACGACGAAGGUGAUGGGAGAGGAAGGGGUGCUAGCAAAAGGAAGAGAGGCCCGAAAAAGAAGAAGGGUGACAAGCACAGUGCUCUUGAUGUUAUGAAAGUAAUGGACAGGCAAAAGGAGAACAAGACCCUGGGUUGAGUAUUUGCAUGCGGUUAAUGAGUUUAUAAAUACCCUCGAGCAUAUACAAACAGCUCCUUCGCAUCUUUCAUGGUGUGAAGCCAUCAUAACUCGUUCAUUGUCUAGUGGUGUGUUUGCACUGCAUUUAU
Aaosphaeria arxii CBS 175.79 is the source of this 1937-nucleotide messenger RNA. RefSeq lists its product as uncharacterized. The coding region runs from base 199 to 1809 and encodes 536 amino acids. The record is from RefSeq and is a predicted model, not a curated record. Gene Ontology annotation, cellular component: nucleus. Gene Ontology annotation, biological process: mRNA splicing, via spliceosome. NCBI's taxonomy places the organism in Eukaryota, Fungi, Ascomycota, Dothideomycetes, Pleosporales. The transcript is spliced from 2 exons.